This is a messenger RNA of Striga hermonthica, 1116 nucleotides long. Lineage: Eukaryota; Viridiplantae; Streptophyta; Magnoliopsida; Lamiales; Orobanchaceae. The record is from the annotation of a GenBank genome assembly.
AUGAAACAGAGGUCGAAUUCAAGGAAAUUUCACCACAGAUGGAAGAGGAAGUUUUCUACUCUGAUAUUGCUCGUUUUUUGUUUUGCGACAUUUGUUUUGAUGGAGUCGCAGUGCAGUAGAAUCAAAAUGCUGAAGCUGAUCACGCCACGUAUGCAAAAGCCGAAAAUGGCUUUCCUUUUUAUAGCUCGAAAUCGGAUCCCACUCGACAUGGUUUGGGAUGAAUUCUUUCGGGGUGAUGCAGAAAAUUAUAGGUUUUCGAUUUAUGUUCAUUCGAGACCUGGAUUCGUUUUCAACACGAUAACGACAAGAUCAGCGUUCUUCUUGAACCGCCAAAUUAAUGAUAGUAUACAUGUAGAUUGGGGUGAAGCAAGCAUGAUCGAGGCAGAGCGUAUUUUGCUUCGUCACGCGCUGAUGGAUCCUUCUAAUACGCGAUUUUUGUUCCUUUCGGACAGCUGCAUACCUUUGUACAAUUUCAGUUAUACAUAUGACUAUAUAAUGUCUGCUUCGACUAGCUUUGUCGAUAGCUUCGCGGACACAAAAGAAGGACGUUACAAUCCGAAAAUGAAUCCGGUGAUUCCUGUCGACACCUGGCAAAAAGGAUCACAGUGGGUUGUUUUAACCAGAAAACACGCUCGAAUUGUGGUUGAAGAUGAAAUUGUAUUUCCUAUGUUUCAAUUGCAUUGUAAGGCAAGUUUAUCUUUGCCUGAAUUUUGGAGGGAAGGUUCUCCGCCUACAGAUGCAUCUAAGGAACAUAACUGUAUACCGGAUGAACAUUAUGUUCAGACUUUGCUUAAUCAAAAAGGCUUUGAAAAAGAGAUUACUCGAAGGUCGUUGACUUAUAGUUCUUGGGACCUCUCUUCUAGUCGAGAUCCUCAGAGGCGAGGAUGGCAUCCGGUGUCUUAUAAGUUAGCCGAUGCUACCCAAAACCUUAUACAAUCUAUUAAGGCCAUAGAUAACAUCUACUACGAAACCGAGUAUAGAAGAGAAUGGUGCAAUAGUAAGGGGAAGCCUUCGAAGUGCUUCCUUUUCGGGAGGAAGUUUACACGGCCAGCCGCUCUAAGGCUUCUUAAUAUGUCUGCUCUAGGUAUUUCAACUAGAUCAACAGGUACAGCCUGA